Naegleria fowleri is the source of this 834-nucleotide messenger RNA. RefSeq lists its product as uncharacterized. The record is from RefSeq and is a predicted model, not a curated record. Lineage: Eukaryota; Heterolobosea; Eutetramitea; Acrasida; Naegleriidae. The coding region runs from base 1 to 834 and encodes 277 amino acids. The transcript has a single exon.
AUGAUCCCAUCAUCAUCAUCGGAUCCCAACUCUCAAUUCUAUCGUUCCACAUUUUUGAACUCUCAUUCGAGGCCAUCAUCAUUAUAUGAAAAUCCUCUUUCCUAUCCAUCAUCAUCAUCUCUAUUAGCCUCAUCAUCCUCACGAUUACCACCACAACAACAAGUAUCAUCUCUCGUUCCAAGUUACGACCAACAAAUUCCACCUUCUUAUUAUCAAUUACAUAAUUCACUGUAUAGAGAUCGAUCACAAGUAUUUAAUAAUUCAUUUGGAGAAGAAAUUAAUAAUAAUCGAAUAACGAGUUAUAAAUCAUCCUAUCCUCGAAGUGGAGGAAUUCAAAGUUUAUUAUCUCAUUACAAUCCACUCAUUCAUUUCUUUAAAGAUUCUUCCGAUUUGAAACAUAAAAUAUUAUUAUUAUUAUAUUUUAUGAUUGGUGUAUUUGUGACCAUGAUGUCACUCUUUGGGAGAAAUGUAUUUUACAACAAUAAGAUUGGAAAAGAAUGGAAACUAUUUAAAAUAGUACAAGAUUUUAUUAAACAAUAUUUAUUUGGUGGCAACAUGAGUAGUAAUAGUCAUUCAAUGAAUCAGUUUGAUUUAAAUUCUAAUAAUUCCAACACUAAUACGACUGAUUUGAAAAAACUUCAACACUCAAAAACUCUCUUAUCUAAAUAUGAAGAAGAAUAUUAUGAUUUUUAUAAAUCCUAUUUAGAGAAACAAGAAAAGAAAAAGAAGGCAAAACAUUCUCGAUUACUUUCAGCAAGUAUUGAAAAAUAUUGCUCACAGUUCAACACUAUGAAUCAGAGUGGCGAUCAAGAGUUGAAAAGUGAACAGAGAUAG